AUGGAGAGGGUUGGGGAGCCAGCAGCAGAUGGGCGACUCAUCUCGAUGCCCCGCGUGAUUUACCGAAAGACGAAGAGGGGACGUGUAGCGCGGCUUCUGCGCGAGCACUACUCUCAUCUCGUCUCUCCACUUCCACCAGCCUUCCCUUCGUUCGUGGCGAGCCGCACGUUCACGCUCCUCUCCAAGAUCCUCCAGAACCUGGCCAACCUGAUUGAGUUUGGCCAGAAGGAGCCCUUCCUGGCCGACAUGAACCAGUACAUUCUCGCCAAGAAGGGCGACAUGAAGCGUUUCCUCGACACCGUCUCGAGCCUGGCGCCGGCCGACAAGCCGGGACUGGCCGAUGAGCCGGAGAUCGAUCUGCAGGUCGAGAUGGCGACCAUGUACCACCACCUGGUCAACAUGCGUCCCGCCAUCGCCGAACACCACACCGACUCGCCGACCUUUGGCAGGCUGGUCGCGGUCCUGGACGCCAUUGGCCGCUCGCAGUUCUCGCCCCGUCCAUCUGCCGGCGCGUCGUCGAGCGGCAGCGGCGGCUUCCGACCCGCCACAGCCUCGGGCACCGGGCCUCGUACCGGCCUCUUGGGCUCCCGGCGGGGCUAG
Molecule: messenger RNA, 600 nt
Organism: Acanthamoeba castellanii str. Neff
Lineage: Eukaryota; Discosea; Longamoebia; Acanthamoebidae
Product: C2 domain containing protein
Exons: 7
Coding region: 1-600 (199 amino acids)
Source: RefSeq, a predicted model, not a curated record